This is a messenger RNA of Pygocentrus nattereri (red-bellied piranha), 4013 nucleotides long. RefSeq names its product inositol 1,4,5-trisphosphate receptor-interacting protein. The transcript has 2 exons. The record is from RefSeq and is a predicted model, not a curated record. Gene Ontology annotation, cellular component: membrane. Bases 110 to 2398 code for a protein of 762 amino acids. Lineage: Eukaryota; Metazoa; Chordata; Actinopteri; Characiformes; Serrasalmidae.
UCUAUAGGAAGAAACAGAACGGUUCAGAGCACUGAAGAAACAGUCGACUUUCAAACAUUGAUGCUGGGAUAUUCCUUUACCUUUGGCUGUAAUCACAAAAGUAUACAGGAUGGAGGAGAUGUUUCUGCGAGUAUGUGUGUUGCUGGUCAGUCUGGUGUGCCUGAAGGACUAUACUGUCUUUGAAGAGCAGGAUCAUAGCGUUAUGGACAUGAAAGUGGGGGGUCAUUUGCUGCAGAAGGUGGGGGCAAAGCUGGAGCAGGAAGUGCACUCUGUUGCCGUUGAGCCAUCACAAGUGUCACAAAGUCAUCACAGGUUGACAAAGGGGGAGAGCGAGGAGUCUGAUGUUCAACAAAUCCUGCCAAAUGGCAAUAUAGAAAGUCCACAUGAACACCAAAUGCCAUCAAGAGAAGGCCAGAAUAUUUUGCACCAGAAGCUGUUGACAGAAGACAAUCAGGAUGAAGUACUAACGGACAAAACAGUUGGCAAAGUGUUGGAACUGUCCCCAAAUGUAGACCAUGCAGACCUUCUGCCAGACAAGUUCCUCUCUCCAAAAGAUGGGAUACAAUCAGACAUUGUACCUUCUGGCCAGAAUGAAACCAAGCCAAAGGGAAAUGAAAAAGUGAGUCAGGAGGAUGGGGAAUCAGUGCACAAGAGGGAAGAUCCCCACUCUGUUAAUGACAUGGAGGCAUCAAGUGGAGAGUCUUCUCAUGUGGAUCAGACAGGGCCUGCUGACAAACAAGUAUCAUCUGAAGAGGUCAAGGAAAUUCCUCAGGAGGAACACAAGUCAUUUUUUCAACAGACAGUAGGUAGAUGGUUUCAGGCUUCACAAGAAGUGCAUACAUCUCUUGAAAAUGAAUCUUUAGAGGAGAGUAAACAUCUACAAAUGCAGGUUAUGCGUAAGAGAGAGGAGAUUACCCAAAUAGAUGAGAGUAUGUCUAAGGUUGAUCAAGGAGACUCUCAGACUGCUGAAGGGAUACCACAUGCAGACCAAAAACCCUCCAACCCAAGUCAAGUGCAGACCAAAGCUUUACAAGGAGAACACUUUAAGUCAGAGAACUCCUACACUUGGUAUUUGUGGAAGGUCCUCUCGCUGAUGUCAGUGAUCCGUCUUCUUAGGAAAUUAAUUGCCAGAAAUUCAAGAACCUCAGGAAGAACGAAUCCCAUCUUGAUAGGCGAGAAACUCUCUGGAACUAUUAACAUAUCAACUAAACUAUCUAUUUCUGACCACAAAGUUUUGAGUCGCUUUUAUGAAGAGUGUGUCCAAAUUCCUCCCAACACACGUGAGCAGGUGUGCGAUUUUGUGGAGGGUUUUGUGGAUGAGCUUCUUGAAGCUGUGAGGGAUACUAGCAAAGUAAAUGACAUGCAAAUUGGGGACUUUGUCGGUAUCGGAAGCUUAUAUGAGCUUUGGGCUACAGGUAAGACAGUGGUGUGUGAUUUAUAUGUUCCCAUCACUGCACCAAAGUCAUACAGCUUUGACUUUGAACUUGACAUGCCAGGCUGUGGCAGAAUCAAAUUGGUGAAAGUUGAAAACACCUCAAAUGGUUGCCCAUGCAAUGAUGGAGUGACAGAUGAUAUGCUGUGUCUAAUUCAUCCACAUAAAGACACAAACUGUGUAGUCAUUGAUGCUGUUGAUGGUCCACUGUGCCAAGAAAAUACACCCUAUCUUGCCAAAACACAAGUAAUCAAAUGGUUCAGGAAGACCAUUAGCAAAGCAUGGGGAGAAAACUGUCAUAAAUAUGAGUUUGAGCUUGCAUUUCAGAACAAGGCUGCUCCAGGGGCUUUGAAGGUACGACUUAGGUCAGGACAGGUACUUCUGUUCAACAUCACUCCUGUGAUCCAAGUCAAAGGCUCAGACAUGUAUUUAAUCUCAUAUCUUCUCAACCAAUACAGCUUCUCAGAUACCCACUGGCCAAUUUCCCUCACUAGCUAUGAGAAUGCCCUUCUUAAGCACUUCACCAAAAGCCUUCCAAAUGAUUCCUGUCAUAUUCAGUGUCUUCAGAUCCUCUCUUUCCUGCACAAACAGCAAAUCCGACUAACAGGAAAAUGUUGGCUUACAAGUUACCACCUGAAGAUUACAUUACUACAUCUGCUCUUAGCCACUGAUCCUCUGGAAUGGGAGAGUGAGCAGUUAGACGGCAGAUUAACAGAUAUGCUAAUAUAUCUUGAUCAGAGGCUUGAAGCAUGCAACUUCUAUCACAGUUUAGUUGGAAACCCUCUUGUUCCAAGCAUCAUUGGACUUCCCAAAGAAGUUCAGUUAGCCAAGCCCCCUAACAUUUUUCAACCACUGGUUUCAGAUAGACCCUUGUACUUGAAAACUGUUCAACAUUUACAAGAGCUGGUGAAAAAUGCUCCUGUGCUUAUCCAUGAGUAUGUUUUGGUUAAAUGCUUAGAGUCCUAGAUGAAUUUUAAAUCACCUGCUUUUAUUCAUUCUUGUUUAUGAAAGCCAGAUCCACGCUGAUUAUAAAGAUUACUGCUUGCAAUAUUGGACUUUGUACAUUCAAUUUUAAAUGGGGCAAAUGUGGCCUCCAAAAGUAUCUUAUGCUAUGCUUAAAAUGUGUGUUCUGUUCAUUGUGUUGGGAAACAAAACCAAGCCCAUUUUUAGUAAAUGCCACCAUCCCAAGGCUGAUUUUCUUUGUGGCAGAAGUACCCUUUCAAAAUGCAUAUCCCACCCCAGAAGCCAGUGUACAUGACCAGAAGAACCUGGUAGAAUCAUACCCAACAUAUCCAACAGUUAAGCUGAAGCUCAGCUUCUGAAUUGUUCUUUUAUUUGUACAAGAGACCAUUUUUCCUGUAUUAGUCAAUGUACAGUAAAAACUCAACUUGCAGCAAUGACUGCAAUUUACUAAUUUUCUCAGACCAUACAGCUUAAACAUCCAUAUUCUCCUCUGGAACAAUAAGUUGAUUAGGACAGUCCAUCUCCCAAGGAUUGCCGAUCAAGGCAGUCCAGCUCCCAAGUACUGCUGGUAACGGGGGUAAUGGGCACUGUAACAGAAGUUCAGUUAGCUUAAAUUAAAACACAUGACCAAGCCAAAGCAAACUUAGCAUCUCUGUUGCAUUAAAAACAUCUAUUGUGCAAAAAUGUUAAGCUAGGGGUCAGUCUUAAAUAAGAGGUCACUGUGGCUGCAAGUUCUCAUUCCAGUAAAGCAGUACAGCACUCAAUUGUAUCCAAUUAAAUCGGACUCUCUUUGAUCAGUUGAAGUGGCACACGCCUGCAUGGUUGGAAUGAAGACUGAUCAUGUGCAGGUUUGCAGCCAAGACUUGACCCCUGUAUUGGGCAAGUCACUAUAGAAGUGCAAAAUUGAGUCAUUAAAUUAAUGCGAUAGUGACCAACCUGAGGGGUCUGGAGCAGGGCAGGAAGUGUCGCAGCAUGCACAAACAGAGUCCUCUCCAUACAGCUCAGACCAUCUUGGACAUAGUAAUGAGUGACCAAUUUAUAACAAGCAUAAUGGCACCAAAAAGUUUGCACUUUUGGCAUUUCCACCAGGCAGUGUGGCACCAUACCGUUACAAGUCUGAUCAUUGGUAAACUGCUGUACCCAAGUACCCAUGUUGAAUUUGGUUAACCUUUGUCACCCCAACCAAGUGUGCAAGCAAGAACCUACAGGGUUGAACUAGCAAUGGUGCAAACCAUUAAUGGGUCAAACAGUCCCAACCCCUUAUUCCUAGAACUACUCAUAUCAACAGGCUAUGAAUAAUUUUAGUAGCAUUUGUAAUGGGGCUGUACUUUGCUGCCUGGUGAAAAAUUGCAUUCGUUUCAAUUUAUCUUACCGUUUAGUAUCCAUAUUGUACCAACAUGAUUUUAAGCUUGGUGUGGGUUUUUCUGGUCCCAAGGCCAUCUCACAAUGAAUAGCCAUAACCUGGAUAAGUCAGAUCAGCAAGACAACUAUUCACAUGGGGUUUUCUGUAGUUAUUUUCAGGCUGUAAAGUAAUACACCAUGUAUACCAAUGCUGUAGCUUGUAACACUAAAGCAUUGCACAUUUACUGAAAUAAAGUGUCUUACUAUAUUUACCUUA